Molecule: messenger RNA, 4216 nt
Organism: Tigriopus californicus
Lineage: Eukaryota; Metazoa; Arthropoda; Copepoda; Harpacticoida; Harpacticidae
Exons: 1
Coding region: 2299-3960 (553 amino acids)
Biological process (GO): regulation of sodium ion transport
Molecular function (GO): sodium channel regulator activity
Source: RefSeq, a predicted model, not a curated record
AACGUCCUAUUUAGCACAAUGUUGAGAAUUGGAAACGAGGCCAAGGCAAAUAACGCCGAGGCCAGGUCCAGUGUGCCGACAGUAUUCCUGGGCACUCGUUGAGUGCGGGGCUCAACCUCGCCUGCUCAAGCUUCAUCUCAAUUGACUUCACAGUUAUAUAGCUCUAGGUAUACGCAACGAAUCGAGGCGAGCUAGUCAUUUCAACCAUACCCACAUAUUGGCGUUGUAGGAUUGCCUCUCUACUCUGGUCCGUCUUUCCCAAGAGACAUGGCCACAUGCAUGUGGUUGGUGGACCCUAUUGUAUAGAGGAUAGAUGUGGGCGUCGGACUUGCAUAAUACAUGGACGGUGUGCGGUAGCUUGAAACAACGGCCCAAACCUGGCCUAUCAACCAACCAACCAACCAACCAACCUUUCAUGCGAGCUGUUCAUGAGUACUGAGAAGCGAGAAUUCAGUGGGCGAGUUAAGGAAGGUUAUGAGCGAACUUUGGCCACUUCGAGUUCUCGGUGUCAAACCGCUUUAGUCGGUCCGUGUUAAAGGCCCUCCUUACACACCUCAAAAAACCACAUAAGUGUAAUGCCACCUCCUUGGGCAGCAGUGCAAAAGUUGUGAAGCGGUGAAAAAUGUGGUUCUCUCAGUCAAACGAAACUUUUUUAUCGCUAUUGUAGACAGUAAUUAUGUAAAGUGAUAGAUUACUUUCCGUAAGGAAAAGUCGGAGCGGUAGCGAGCUCAAGAGGAGGUCCAAGUGGGAAGGUAAAUGCCUACUCAUCGAGUGAAUUGCCUUUCUAAGACUCCAUUGAUUUCAAAUGAUGGGGUCAAAAGUGGACCUUGUGGAACAGGUUUCAUUCUUCAGAGGACUUCCAUGAAAACGGAAGAUAUCGUGUCUGUCUGGAUGAGAAAGGAGAUCGAAACAACCCUGUUCGUUCGGUCGAAGGUAUAGACUGGAGACCCAGAGUCCGCUCUGAUUAGGCCCUCCCUCUAUCGUCAGGCGGUUCGAAUCGAACAUGGAACAACGAGCUAGCUAGUUAGAAUUUGUCGGUGGACCAAAGCCUCUCAAAGCAGGAGAGAGCUUCUUCAUUGGAAAACUACAUUAUUCACGAGGACCUCGGGUGGCCACUGGAGUGGCUGUGUAUGGCUAAGUAUCUGAGUGGAACUAGAACUGGAACUGGAACUGUUCCCUGGGUUUCAAGCCUUUGAUACGUGGGAGUGCUGUGUUUGAACUUUCCCCCCUAUCUCAUCUCAUUUGAGCGCCACAAAUUGAAUCAGGGGAGCUCGAAACCCCACAACCAACCCUUGGAACGGGUAUGAAGGGGCGGGCAGACUUGAGAUCGAAGUUAGAAGCAAGUUUCAGAUGGAAUUCCAAGACUGAAGCACCUCCUUCCACUCGAAAUUUGGAUCUCAGUCGGUCGAGCGAGAGCUCUCGAUUGUGUGGGGAAGAAACACUUCAUAUCCCAUCUCACACUUGAGAGAACAGGAACGCAUCCGUGGGUCCUAAUCGUAAUCGGACUUGGCAAACGAUAUUUGGUUGGCGCUUGCUAUGAAAACAGUGCUGCGUGUCUUCUCAUAAAACAACGCUACUCAAUCAGUGCCACCUCCCACCAAGACGGAAAAGUGCUAGGACUCUUUUAUGUUUUCCCCCGGGCCAAGGUGAUCCAUGUACAGAAUAUACCUACCAUGCCAUGGAAGGAGUCUCAUAACAAGCACAUUCAAUAAGGCUCUUCCUACACUAGAGCGCUCUUCGAGUACAUUUGGAUGCCUGCCAAGAUUUAAUCCCAAGAGCGGCUCUGGUUAUGUCAAUUCUCACGUACCCGCUACCAGUACCACGUUGGUGCACACCUCGGCACUUUUGUCAAUGGUUGCAAACUUGGCAUGAAAAGCAUUUAGUUCAUUGAUCUGAAUAGGAAAGAUAAGAAGACCGUACCGUUUCCUGCGCAAAUAUGAAUCGACCAGGGCUGGAACGCGGUUGGAACAGAAUGCUCCUGUUUAGAGAGCCGAUUUCAUCGCCCCUCCUCUUUGCAACAAGCGUGAAUUCUUCGAAGAUGCUUCCAAAGAUGAGAGUUGACGGCCCACGGAAUAGCAACAUAGAACGGGACCACUCCAUGAAUGGGACGAAUCGGAACACGAUACCAACAGCAAGAGUUGGAACCAGGAGCUUUGUGGAGGAAAAGACCGAGGGAGGUCCUCCGAUCUUUGAUGUGUCCCGCAGGUGCCUGAUCUCAGUUCGCGAACAAUGCCAAGAGGCAGCACAUCCAGGAAUAGAUUGUGAUCAUUACAAUACACCCUCGAUGAAUUUGAAAUCAUGUCGGUUGAUAGCGUGUCUACCCAGCCAUCUCAGAAAAGCAUCCCGGUUAUCCCGAAUGUCGUGCCAGUAGAACUUCGAGAAGACUUCAACCACGAACUAAUCGAUAAUGCUGAAUCUGUGAAUGGUUCUCACCUACUACGACUUGAGUGUAACACAACUUGUGUGGUCAAAAUGGGAAGAAAGUGCUGUCAGAGUCUCCGUGAAUGGUUUUUGGAGGUGGAGAUGGGGCUGGUGUGGGGGAUCGCAGGACUGUCCAUCAUCAUGUUCGUUUUCGCAGCCAUUUGGUUCAUCGACCCAGCUCUUUUAACUCUAGUGCUUCAAUUCCGCCAAGCCAAAUGUCUCACGCAAGAGAGUGCCAUACUGGUUGGAAUUUCCAAUUGCUCUUGGACCUCUUGUCGCUUGGGAUGCACUCGAGAGGUCUUCAAGUGCUGGCAAGUGCAAGUACGGUUCGAAUUCACGCCAGGGUCUGUGCCCUACCGUCCUCCUUGGGCCUCACUCUCGGUGUUUGAGCGGGGAUCCUUAUAUCAAAACGAAUAUCAAGCCUUGCCCGCUCCGGAAUCGACGAGCUUACUUGCCGGUGAAAGUGCCUCCUCGUCCUCGUCCGCUACCUCUUCGCUGAGUUUUGACAAGCAAUUAGCUCGUCUCUAUCCCAAUGUGCGUGGAUGUGGGUAUCCACCUGAACUAGACUGUGACAAGUUCUACAAAGUGUACAGUGCCAAGGACAAGGAAUUUGAUUGUUGGGUGUCAACUUUGGACACUUCAAUUGCCAUGACUCAAUUGGACUUGGAUAGAGCCAAAGAGGAAGUCAUAUAUAGCCUUAUACCAUUGUUCCUUUUCAUUGUGUCCAUCUUGUAUGCGUUCUGUCGCUUGGGUGUGUUCACUCUGUGCAAUCCACUGCGAGCGUGUCCAAAGGCUCACGAACGAAACGUGUCCAUGGACAAUUUGACCCCAGAGAAACUGUUCGACUACAAGAAAGAACUGAUUUCCAAAAAAUCUCAAGCCCUGGCAUCGUUUCAAAAGCAGCAUGCUCAAACCAAAGGUGACAUUCCCACCAUUCCAGGGGGAUUAUCCAUCCCCAGUGCCAUCCAAGAGCGACGAGAAGAAGAGGAACUUGAGUUGGAACGAGAUUGCCAGAAUGCAGACAAAUACCAUAUGCCAGAAGCCAGCAAUGUCGAGGUCGAACACGAUGACGAAUCGAUUCCUGAAGAACUGGAGGCCAGCGGUCGUUCUCAGAACUCGCGUAUUUCACAUCUCACUUCCAAUCGAGCGAGCUCUGGCAUUGAUCCAGAAGCGAAGUCCCUGAGCGUGGGUAGAAGCUAUUCUGCCGUGUCCAUAAUCACGGUCCAGCCCCACCGAUCGAGUGAUAUCAUACCCAAAGGCGAAAACAUCGUCGCCUCACUUAAUACCCCUCUCGAAGAUGAAGAGCAAGAAUUGACAGACAUGCAAGAAUUUGAAUUGAGUGACUCGAGUGCCAUACUUUUAAGAAUGAAAAUGGGUGGAGGAGAUAUCCAAGGUCCCAUUUAUCGCACUUCGCCCUCCCCUCCACAGACCGCUAUUGCUAGAUUGGCAACUGAUCGACGUCGACCUGCAUCGGGUACCGGAAGUCUCUGGAGCAUUGACGAACGAUUCCAUGGGAGUGCAAAAAAGAAGAAGUCCUAAAGCUAAAACAAUCGAGCGUCAAGAGAAACCUCGCUGAAUUCUCGUUGAAGAGACAAUUACAAUAACAAAAACAACCGCGAAUGCGGCCCUGACAGUCUUAUUCAUAAACGAUUGGCAAAACUCCUCAGGCAUUUUCAUUUAUUCUGACGCACUAUCACUUGUCUUGAGCAUCAUUGGAUUGGAGAAAUUAACCUAUUUUACUCAUUCCUAUCUUACUGCAUUUGCUUUUCAAAUACAAACGCAUUUUCAUGCUGAA